AGUUCGCUCCAGUCGCCACUUCCCCAAACUCCCACCAUACCCAUACUCGUCACCACCUCCAACCCCAUUACCACCAACUCUACCCUCACCAUGGCCGCCCCAGCAAACUGCACACACUCGUUCAAGGUCAUCAAGUCCGACACCACAAUCGUCUCGUGGAAUUGCAACAUCUGCCACACCGGCCCCUACCAAUCCGUCUACGAAUGCCAGAACUGCAAACUCAAGACCUGCCGCCCCUGCGCAGCCAAAUCAUAGAUUGAACGCAGGCCACAGAUCGGCGGCAUCGCUAGCGAAUCCAAAUACCCGGGCCGCCCUCGCGAUCUUGCGCCCAAGCUCGCCUAGCUCGGAUUCAAAUUUCGCGCUAUCAAUUUUCGGAUCUUUACAAGCGACGAUUUCCCCUCCAUUAGCUAUUCCAUCACCAUGGUCUCAUUGCCUCUAUUUAUUUUAGCACGGCGUUCUGGCGGCUCAAUCUUCGGUCCAGAGGCGGCCUCUUCUAUGCAGCCUCCGUUUUCUUCUUAGGCGUCCAUUCCAUUACUCGACGACUAAAAGCAAAUUCCGUCUGGACAGUUUCAAGCAGGGGCACUCUCACACGCCCCAGCAAUCGGUCAUCGCCUUUCGACACACCCUCGCAAAUGCUUCUCGGUCGCAUUCUCAGCAUUUACAGCACGGACGGCUCUGGCGUUUAUUCGGUGCUAUACCUUUCUCUUCAAUUUUUUUAUGAU
This is a messenger RNA of Parastagonospora nodorum SN15, 722 nucleotides long. RefSeq lists its product as hypothetical. Bases 91 to 255 code for a protein of 54 amino acids. The transcript has 2 exons. The record is from RefSeq and is a predicted model, not a curated record. Lineage: Eukaryota; Fungi; Ascomycota; Dothideomycetes; Pleosporales; Phaeosphaeriaceae.